UUACAAAUGGCUGAAGUUACUUGACUACUUUCCUGUCUUCAUGUUCUUCGGAUGUACAUUUUGCUUUUGAUCACACUACAAAACACAGCUUCCUUAAUUACAUCAGUUACCACUUACCAGAACCAGGACUUUAGAAUACUCAUUUCUGGAUUUUGUAUUCAUUUAAAAUCUAAAUAACCUAAAAACAUUUUACAGAAUGUGUUUUUAAAAUUUGAGCACACAGGUGAAUAAAAAGUCCACAGUGAAAACCGAGCUAUGGAUCCAGUUUCCUUAGAUAGCAUUCUGAUAACUGAAGACGGUGAUGGUGAUGGAUUUGAUUUAAAUAUUGUUGAUGCACCAGGGGAAUUCAAAUCUCAUGAUAAUGAUGAAUUCAAUAUUUUUCAAAAUUUAAAUGAUGUUCCAACAGGAUUAUCUAUUGAAGAAAAGUCAGACCUACAAAAUGAAGAAAGCAUAGAGAUAGAAAAUCAUGAUAUACAUAUUACUUUGGAUACUGACAGUGUUGGUAAAGAUAACAUUGUUGAUUUGCUGGGUUUUCAUACUGAUGAUGGUACGUCUAAAAACAUUAAAUGUGUGGGAGAAACAACAGUUUCAACUCCAGUAAAUGAUGAAAAAUCAAUAGAAGAUGAUGAAGGAAACUCAACACAAACUUCUACCGAGAUAUCAAGGCAGCCAGCUGACUUAUAUAAAGAAAAUAACAAAAAAAUAGAAACAGUAGAUGAAAAUACUAUUGAGAGAAAAGACACUUCAGUUGAUAAGGCUAAGCAAAUCAUUUAUCCAGGUGAAAAGAUAAUAUUUCCCACACAAGAUGAUUUAGAUAUGAUUAAGGUGACCAAACAAGACACUUCAGAUGUAAAAAUUGAGGAAGACUUACAGGAGGGGGCAUCAUUUCCAGAUAUGGGCAUGCAAAGGAUAAGACAAGAUAGCUCCUCUGGCUCGGAAUUUGAUUUUGAACUCCCUCCUGUCAAAAAGAAAAUUGAUGACCCAGGAACAGAAACUGACACAACAACAAAAUCUAUAGUAGAAAUCAAAUCAGAACAAAAAUCUGAGCAAAAGACAGUUGUCAUAGAAACAUCUCAAGCAAGUGUAUCACCAAGGGAAAUUCCCUCCACGCUUCAUAGCAUAACAGCAAAUGCAAAGAAAAUUAUAGAAUAUAAGGAGGAGUGCAGUUCAAAUGAUGUUUCUCAGACAAUCUCUCAAAAGAAAGCUGCUGAAGAUUGGGAAAACGUACAGACAAUAGAACCAGGAUUUUUAAAGGAUGGCGAACAGAUUAAACCUUCACUUCCUGAAUCUACACCACUUUUGUCAUACUUUGAAAUGCAGGAGGAACUUCUUCGAGUAGAUCAUUCUUCAGUGAAGUCAAACAUUCACAUAUCAGUUGACAGACAUGGAUUUUCAGCAUUGAAACACUUCCUGUUUGGGCCACCAAAAUUGCACAGAAACUUGCAUGUAAACAGAGAAAAAAUCUUUUGUAUUGCAGCAUCAAGUUUUAACAACUCUGAUAAACUGCACACACGAGCCUUACAGACUAUUUAUAGAUGUUUAACAGGGUCUAGAUUUGACUGCAGUAGGUUUGGAAGUCACUGGGAAGAAAUAGGUUUUCAGGGAAAUGAUCCAUCAACAGAUCUGAGAGGAGUAGGGUUAUUAGGCUUAGUGAAUCUAAUCUAUUUGUUACGAGACCCAAAAUGUCACAUGAUUGCUAAAGAUAUUUAUAAAUUAUCACUUCAUCCAACUCAGAAUUUUCCAUUUUGUGUCAUGGGAAUAAAUAUGACAAGAAUAAGUUUACAAUCAUUACGAGAAGAUUGUUUAAAUAAAGAAUGCAAUAAAAGGGAAGACGUACUGAAUGUUGUAAAUGACUUUUAUGCUGGAAUAUAUUUACACAUGUACCAACUAUGGAAGUCAAAAGGAAAAACAAUAUCCGACUCUGGAUUUGUUAUCAAACAUUUAGAAACUGAAGCUAAGAAGAAUCCCCACCAUAUUCUGAAAAAUUUAGAAGACUAUAUACAUAGCAAAAAGAGUACAGCCAGCACAGUAAAUUUAGACAAUAUGGAUCCUGGAGGAGAUAACUUCCUAAGUGUAUGUGAAACAGAAGCAGGGCAAUAUUAGAUAAUAAUGUAUUAUGGAUCCAUGGGGAGAUAACUUUCUAAGUGUAUGUGAAACAGAAGCAGGCCAAUAUUAGAUAUAACAUAUUAUGGGGGAGAUAACUUUCUAAGUGUAUGUGAAACAGAAGCAGGCCAAUAUUAGAUAUAACAUAUUAUGGGGGAGAUAAUUUUCUAAGUGUAUGUGAAACAGAAGCAGGGCAAUAUUAGAUAUAACAUAUUAUGGGGGAGAUAAUUUUCUAAGUGUAUGUGAAACAGAAGCAGGGCAAUAUUAGAUUUAACAUAUUAUGGGGGAGAUAACUUUCUAAGUGUAUGUGAAACAGAAGCAGGCCAAUAUUAGAUAUAACAUUAUGGGGGAGAUAACUUUCUAAGUGUAUGUGAAACAGAAGCAGGCCAAUAUUAGAUAUAACAUAUUAUGGGGGAGAUAACUUUCUAAGUGUAUGUGAAACAGAAGCAGGGCAAUAUUAGAUAUAACAUAUUAUGGAUCCAUGGGGAGAUAACUUAUCAUGUGUAUGUAAAAUAAAAGCCAGGAAAUAGAUAUCACAUAAUAUUAUUAAUUCAUAUACUUUAACAAAUUUGAUUUGUUUAGGGAUAGUCACAUGUUAAAUAAUGUUUUUGAAGGUAGAGAGAAAAAGGACGAUAACAAAAAGCAUAGUUCACAGUAAAAUGCAUAUUGCUCUAUUAUUUUUAGAAUAUCUAAAAACCAAUAUACUUUGUGACGUCAUGCAAUGAAAGUCAUGUUAUUGUUAAAAGUUUUAUAAAGAAAUAGUUAUGAUCGAUUAUUCAAGGAAUUGUAUAUCUUAUUAUAGAAAUCCUUGGAUUAUUUGAGGAAAAAAAAUCUUAUAAUAUAUAGGAUGUUAAAAAUAUCAAACAUGAAAAAAAGGAAAUAAAAUUACAACUAAUAUGUUGUUAGUGUCUAGGAGACAAUAUGAUAUCUAUAUGCAAUAUGCUUUUUGCUAUCCGCAGUUUUCUCUCUACCUUUGAAAAUAUAGUUUAACAUGUGACUAUCCCUGAAAAAUUAAAUUGGUUGAAAUGUACAAAUUAAUAAUUUCAGAUUAUAUCAUGGCAUUUUUCAUAUCACAUGUAUAAUCAGCCCUAGGUGCAAUAUCAGCCCAAGAGCCACAUGGCAAGGUAGACAUGAAACCACAAAGGUAACUGAAUAAGCCCAGUAAAAUUGCUUGUAUUACAUGAAUUGACAAAUAUUAUUUGAUAACUGAUGCAUGGAGCUGAUGCGUUAGCCUUAAAACACUGGGUCAUGUAAUAAGUACAAGCUGACUUAGAUGCCUUUAAAACAAUUGAAUGUAGAUUAAAGUAAUUCUGAUCCAGGUCACAGUAUGUGUGGUUGUUUUGACUGAGAAGGCUGGGGGUAGUUACGUGAAUGCAGAUUAACUACCUCACAUUAUCAUAAUAUAUUUUUGUUUGGAAAAUUUCUAUGAUGUUGAUGAAUACUAAGGGUUGAUGUUUGUAUAAUUUAUGACCCUUUUAAACUUACAUUUGUUUGUUGUAUCUUUUUGAUACAUAUCAUUUUCUACAGAAACUGUAUAUUGUUUUGUGAUAAUUUAUUUUUGUAUUGGCUUUGUGAUUUUAAUGAACAAGUAAUUACCUUAAAUAGAAAAAUUGAAUAAAAAUAUGGGGUCACUGUUCAUUUAAGCUCUCAAUCUGCCUUCAAAAGAAGCAUUCAUUUCUGUUAAGGUACUUUUUUUUUCUGUUGAACUAAUAGGACAGAAAAAGGUAAAAUCGAAAGAAAAUAAAGAACUAAAUUACAGAAAUUGCUUAAAUUUUACAAUAGUUUAGUUGAAGUACAGUUCAUUUGAAAAAAAAUAUAAAAAAUAUAGUUCACCAAUGAGUUAAGAAAAUUAUUUCAAUUUUUAUGCCAAACUUUUUUCAUUAAAGGGAGAUAAUUUGGAGCUUUUUCAAUGAUAUCAAUAUUUUAAAAGACAUCUGGGGAAAAACGAAUUGAUUUUUUUUUGGCUGAUUGUACCAUAUCAAAACGUAACAACUAAUAGUGUAAUAAAUAAAAUUUGUAAUGAAAUAACAAAUAUAUCUAUUUUUGCUGAUUUUUUUGUACCCUCGAGCCUCCUUAAGAUAUGACAAUUGCCAACACACACCAUCGGCGAAGGUCACAUGACCUUACUCAGAACUCAUUAAAUUUUAUCGCGAAGGUAUUUGUUAUCAAAGCUCUUGACAAACUUUAUGAAAACACAUGAUACAUUAUUCGGUAUAUUGAUGUUAGUUUUCCCUGUUUCAAAUUUAUAUUCCGCAAAGAUUCAAGAAUGUUUUUGUUUCUUAAUUCAUAAUAAUCAAUGAGUAUUUAAGAAAAUUUACAAAUUCAAUAAAACAGAAGGAAACUGUGGCAGAUUGUGACUGGCAAAAUUUCAUAACUUUGGUUGUCCAUUUCAACCAGCUGAACCUUUGUUGAAAUAUGUCACACAGCCUUAUAUUUUGACCUUUUAUAAAAUAGUACUACUAGAACUAGUCAAAGCAGCAAAGUCAGAUUGUGCUUUAUACAAACAGUCACUUUCUGUAAUUGUAUUUGAACUAAUGUUUAACAAUGAUUAGUGCUCUCGCUAAUGUAAAAACUGCUUUAUGUGUUUAUACAAAAUCAUGUUCUCUUUUUACAUUUAAACAAGUGUGCUUUAACUGUUGUUUAAAAUUACUUAUUCAUUUAGUGCUUUAGGAUAAACAUGAUAAGAAACAUUCAACAAAGUGACUAUUGUUUGAAAUUUUAAAUUGUUCUGUUAUUGUAACUUGUUAUUACAUAUCUUGAACUAUAUAUGAUGAAUAAAAAUUUGAAAACCC
Molecule: messenger RNA, 4895 nt
Organism: Mytilus trossulus (common blue mussel)
Lineage: Eukaryota; Metazoa; Mollusca; Bivalvia; Mytilida; Mytilidae
Product: ELMO domain-containing protein 3-like
Exons: 13
Coding region: 256-2103 (615 amino acids)
Source: RefSeq, a predicted model, not a curated record